Molecule: messenger RNA, 3395 nt
Organism: Nicotiana attenuata
Lineage: Eukaryota; Viridiplantae; Streptophyta; Magnoliopsida; Solanales; Solanaceae
Exons: 6
Coding region: 387-3101 (904 amino acids)
Source: RefSeq, a predicted model, not a curated record
UCUUAUUAUCAAUUUAGUCUUUUAACUCUUCACUUCACACGCCACUCCCCCCCUUCCCCUUUUAAUUUCAAAUCCUCUCCCCUCUCUCUCUCUCUCUCUCUCUCUCUCUCUCUCACACACACACACAGAGUUGCACUUUCCAUUUUCUCGCAUUUGUUACUGUUACCCAGCUCCUCCUUCACACUUUCUCCACCAUCACACCGAUCAAUUUUCGAACAAAAAACCCUAGACUUGCUUUUUGCUUCACCCCCAACUUCAGAUCUUACUUUUUUCUUCUUUUAUGGUGGAAAAAAUGUGAGAUUCGACUCAUAGAAUAUUCACUGAUGGUUGUCUGAUUUUGUUUGCUCAUACAUCCACAUGGGAGUAUUUGGUUAUUAAAUGAGGAAAUGGAGGUUGAGAAGCGAAGUUCAAAGGGAGGCUUUCUUCAGCUAUUUGAUUGGAAUAUCAAAUCUCGAAAGAAGCUUUUCUCUAACAAGUCUGAACUACCUGAAAACUCUAAGCAAGGAAAAGAAAAUACCAAUGGAUCAGCCAAUUUAAGGUUUCAGCAGGCUCAUGACUAUGGUCCUGGUUCCAACUCCAACCAGAUCUAUGAUUUCUAUAUAGCUUCAUCAGUAACCGAGGAUGGAAGUUAUGGUCAAAAAGCACCCGGGGUUGUUGCACGUCUUAUGGGAUUGGAUUCUUUACCAACUUCAAAAGAGUCUGAUCCCUGCGUUAACUCAUCCUUUGAUUGUCACUCGUUCAGAGAUUCUCCGUAUCAAACUUUUGUGGCUGAUUUCCAGAAUGAACAUCAUAUGAUAGUCGAUGGUAACAUGCGGAAUAAGUUGGAUGGAUUUUGGAGAAACCCUGUUGAACUGAAGUUGCAAAAGGUGCAGAGCCGGCCCAUUGAGAGGUUUCAAAGUGAGGUAUUGCCUCCAAAAUCAGCUAAACCUAUUUCAGUUACUCAACACAGAUUGUUAUCUCCUAUCAAGAGUCCUGGGUUCAUCCCUCCUAAGAAUGCAGCUUACAUAUUAGAGGCAGCUGCCAAAAUAUAUGAGCAGAGUCCUCGACCCGCGACUAGAGAGAAGAUGCAAUCUUCUGGAUCUUCCUCUGUCCCUUUGAGAAUACGGGACUUGAAAGAUAGAAUGGAGGCUGCUCAAAGACAGUCCAGGAUUUAUGAAGCACCGCACAGGCCAAAAGAACAAAAUUCUGUUAAACAUAUCAGAAGACAACCCAGUGAAAGAGGUCAGGUUCAAUCAGAUAAUACACGUCAAUUCAGGGCUUCUGAGGUAUCAAGAAGAGAUGUCUCCCAAAAUAAGGGGAAGGAGAAGUCAGUUUCACUUGCAGUUCAGGCAAAGACCAAUGUUCAGAAAAGAGAGGGAAAGACAUCUUCUGCUAGUAAGAACCCAGCGAACCAGAAAGAAAAGAAUGAUUCUAAGCCGGGUAGAAGUCGGUCGAGUUCACAAAAAGUUGGGGAAAGAAGAACUUCGCUCAUUAGGCCCUCUGAUGUGCUCAGGCAGAAUAACCAGAAGCAGAACUAUGCAUCCAAUAAAGAUGGGGAGAGUUCGAAAACUUCAGCACCCUACCACAAAGAGAAAAAAGUAUCAUCCACCGGUGACAUGUCUAGGCCAACCAAGACUGUAAGUAGAAUUGUUGUAAAUACCACCACUGCUCCCGGAACUGCAAGUCUUGUAGGAACUGAUGCGGGAAAGGAACUCUCAUCAUCUAGGGACUCCAGAAUGAGGUCAUUUACUGGAAAGAAAAGGCCAGUCAAUGGAGAUAUUGACUCUGAUGGAUGUGGUCCUAAAAAUUUGAUGAAGAGUAAAGAUGAGAGGUCUAUAAAAUGUAAUUUAACUAUUGAAGGAUGCCCCAAUUGGGAUACAGCUGACAGGAAAAAUGGGAGUGAUGUUGUGUCAUUUACUUUCACCUCACCCAUCAAAAAAUCACUGCCUGGCUCCACAUCGUCAAGUCAAGUUUUGGAAAAGAGUAAUGUAUUGUCUCUCUUUCCAGGUUCUUAUGAUAAUCAGUUUGACUCAAGAACAUCAACAAUAUCUCCUUUAAGUUCGAAUGUUAUUGGUGGUGAUGAUUUAGGUAUGCUCUUAGAACAAAAGCUUAAAGAACUAACUUCUAAAGUUGGAUCAUCAUGUGAAGAUCCCAUCAAAACAGGGACAGCCUCUAUUUCUGCCAAUUCUUUUGAAGAUAGUGUGUCCAUUAUAGCACAUGGAAAGAGGCCUCAAGUUGAUUUGCUUCACGAAAAAGCAGAUGACACUGGUCAAUCUUUUGCAACUCAGAUGUGGCAGGGUCCCAAAAUGGUAGAAAAGCCUAAAAUGGCCAGCAGCUUUACGUGUGAAAGAGAAUUUACUCUACCCUGUUCUAGUCCGGUCUCAAGUUUGGAGCCUUCUAUCUCAGGAGGCAGUUGCAACUCCUUGGACAGCUACAGAAGUUUAACUACUGAUGGGAGCAAGUACCAUCUGUCUGAUGGAUCUCAGGAAAUGAUGAACUGGAAAACCUGCUCAAGGAUCCCUUUGGCGGAAGGUGAUGCGGAGUUAUUAGACUCAGCCUCUUCGGUUUCUCUUGCUGACACAGGUGGAAAGGAUUCCACUACUGCAUCGACUUCCAGAAAUUUCGAUGAAUCACCUUACUGGGAGUUUAGAUAUAUUAGAGGUAUAAUUAGACGUUCGGACUUGAUGUUGGAAGAUUUUUUGUUGGGUGAGGCUCAGAGCAUUAUUGCUCUCGAUCUUUUUGACCAGUUGGAGAAUCAUAAUACUCGAACGAAUAAAAAUGUAGAAGAGCAGUUGAAGAUUAGGAGGAGAGUAUUGUUUGACUCGGUGGUGGAAUGUCUGGAAUUCAGAUGUAAACAGAGUUCCGGUGGAAGUUUUGAAGCUUGGGCAAAGUGGACGGCAUUGGUCCAAAGAAAGGAGUGGUUGGCAGAAGAAGUGUACAGAGAGAUUGCUGGUUGGACAAGCAUGGAAGAGUUGAUGGUGGAUGAGGUUGUCGACAAGGACAUGAGCACGCGACAUGGCAAGUGGACUGAUUUUAGCUUUGAAGCCUUUGAAGAGGGUGUUGACAUUGAGAAAGUGAUCCUUUCAUCUUUGAUGGAUGAAUUGAUCCAUGACCUAAUGUGAAUGACUCCUCUUCUGGCUUCCAAUCAACAUGAAGUGUUUAUACUUUAGCUUUGCUACUUUUCAGCUUCCUUGUGCAUUGUUUCUUCUUUUCUCCUUCUUUUCCUCAUGAAAGGUGGAAAUCUUAAUUUAAGCAAGAGAUCAGGGGCUCAAGUGAUUGCUCGUAUUUAUGUUCUUUAGAUAGGAUCAAAGUUUCCAUGAAAGAAAGGGUUAAUGUCCUUUGAAUCAUUAGCCUUUCUGCUUAAGUUUUCGCUGAUUUUGAGUGUGAUAUUGAUAGGUGAUGCCGGUAUUAUUUAA